Molecule: messenger RNA, 1008 nt
Organism: Dentiscutata erythropus
Lineage: Eukaryota; Fungi; Glomeromycota; Glomeromycetes; Diversisporales; Gigasporaceae
Source: the annotation of a GenBank genome assembly
AUGGAAUUGAAAAAAACAGCUAAGCGCAUCAUGAAAACUAAUCAAGAAAUAGUGAAAGACGACGUAUCAAUCUUUAGCGACGCGUCUCUAAGGAGAUCUGAAUCUAUUUAUAAUGAAAUUAACGCGCCACAUUAUCGAGACUUUCUCAAUGAUAUAACUUUUGGAGAAGGAGACUCUUGGUUUGAUAAGCAAAAUACUACGACCAUAUUAUCAUUUUUUGAAAAGAAAGUCGACAAUGUUACUACAGUAAUACAAAAACAGCAACCCGUGAAGAAGUUCGUUCCAGAAUUAACGGUGCCAAGGCCGUUCAAAAUUCAGAAACGGCAACCCGUAAAGUUCGUUCCAGAAUUAACGGUGCCAAGGCCGUUCAAAUUUCACUCAAUUACACGUAUUAGCAAGAAGGAGAAUCAACUUUCGGCGUCACCAUACAUUCCACUGGCGAUGCGAAUUAAACAAUUCUUAGAUAAGACGCCUGAUAGGUUUAAAUCAAAGCUCGUAUCUAUUAAGCCUACUGCAGCUCAAGUGAAUCCUCCGACUAAACCCAGAUCUCCAUUAUUGCGUACAAAAUUGAGAGCCAAACCACGCAAAGUGCUUAACACACAGGAAAUAAAAAAACAGGAACCCCAUAAAAUUCAUGCCACAGAGGAAAGAAAAAAACAGGAACCCCAUAAAAUUCAUGCUAGAAAAAAACAGGAACCCCAUAAAAUUCAUGACACAGAGGAAAGAAAAAAACAGGAACCCCAUAAAAUUCAUGCUAGAAAAAAACAGGAACCCCAUAAAGUUCAUGACACAGAGGAAAGAAAAAAACAGGAACCCCAUAAAAUUCAUGACACAGAGGAAAGAAAAAAACGGGAACCCCAUAAAAUUCGUGCAAAACCGGCAAAUUUAAGGCCUUUACCUCUAGCUCAAUUUUCAUCAACGCAAACUAAAAAGCUGAAUAAACCACCCACAGUACCUGUCAGUUUUGUUUUCCAAACAGAUUCACGUAUUAAAGAACGUAAAGCUAGG